AUGUCUCUGAACAAUCCUCCACAAGUGGUCAACAUUCCGUGGAGGAACAACAAUUUCACCCUUUUAAACAGAGACGCUCCUCUAUCGGAUCAAGGAGAGACCAUCAUAGGCGUAUACCUGUUGGUAUUAGGUUGGCUGUCUUGGUUCGGGAACAGCGUGGUGAUCUUUGUCCUCUACAAGCAGCGGGCCACCCUGCAGCCCAGCGACUAUCUGACCUUUAACCUGGCCGUGUCUGACGCCAGCAUCUCCGUGUUCGGCUACUCCCGCGGCAUCCUGGAGAUCUUCAACAUCUUCCGGGACGACGGGUACAUCAUAUCCUCCGUCUGGACCUGCCAGAUAGACGGAUUCUGCACCCUGCUGUUCGGACUGGCCAGCAUCAACACCCUGACCGUCAUCAGCGUCACGCGAUACAUUAAGGGCUGUCACCCAAACAAAGCUCACUGUAUCAGCACCGGGACUGUGGCCCUCAGCAUCGCCCUCAUAUGGCUGGCAGCAGGGUUCUGGUCCGGAGCCCCGCUGCUGGGCUGGGGCAGCUUCACAGACCGUGGGUACGGGACCUGUGAAGUGGAUUGGGCCAAAGCCAACUACUCCACCUUCUACAAGUCCUACAUCAUCCUCAUCCUCAUCUUCUGCUUCUUCGUACCCGUGCUGGUCAUGCUCUUCUCCUACGUGUCAAUCAUCAACACGGUGAAGAAGGGCAACGCCCUCUCGGCCGAGGGUGACAUCACCGACCGGCAGAGGAAGAUGGAGAGGGACGUGACCGUGGUGUCCAUAGUGAUCUGCACGGCCUUCAUCCUGGCCUGGUCCCCGUACGCCGUGGUGUCCAUGUGGUCGGCGUGGGGCUUCCAGGUGCCGGGCCUCACCAGCAUCUUCACGCGGCUGUUCGCCAAGUCCGCCAGCUUCUACAACCCGCUCAUCUACUUCGGGCUCAGCUCCAAGUUCCGCAAGGACGUCGCCGUCCUGCUGCCCUGCGCCGGGGAGGGCAAGGACACGGUGAAGCUCAAGCGCUUCCGGCCCAAAGCCGAGGCUGAGGGAGCUCUCCCGGCCCCCGACGGGCCCUGCCCGGCCCCCGACAACGCCGCCCCGAAGCACCGCGCCCAGGAGGAGCCCCUCAAGCCCUCCCCCAGCCCCGACUCGGGAGUGGGGAGCCCCCCAGGGACGCCUCCCGCCGGGAACAACAACAAGGACGUCUUCUUCAUCGCGAUGCCCUCUCCCGCCGAAGGACUGGACUACGAGAGCGACAGACUCUGA
Molecule: messenger RNA, 1251 nt
Organism: Conger conger (European conger)
Lineage: Eukaryota; Metazoa; Chordata; Actinopteri; Anguilliformes; Congridae
Gene: opn6a
Product: opsin 6, group member a
Exons: 6
Coding region: 1-1251 (416 amino acids)
Biological process (GO): G protein-coupled receptor signaling pathway
Cellular component (GO): membrane
Molecular function (GO): G protein-coupled receptor activity
Source: RefSeq, a predicted model, not a curated record